ACCGUAAGAGAUUAGGCAUCCAUUAUUGAGUGAAAGACAGUGCUAAAUAAAACUCAUAAAUUUGACAUUUUAUAUACUCAGCCAAGAAGGAGCAAACUGCAGCAAAAAUCACAGAAUGGCUGAAUUAAACACUAACCAAAAACAAAAACAAAAACAUUUUGUUCUAGUGCAUGGUGCUUGUGUUGGAGCUUGGUGUUGGUACAAGCUUAAACCAUUGUUAGAAUCCGUUGGUUACAAGGUCACAACACUUGACCUUGCAGCUUGUGGCAUCGAUACAAAGAAAAUUGAAGAUGUAAAUACUUUUUUUGAUUACUCUAAGCCUUUGUUGGAGUUUUUGGCCUCACUUGCUCCAAAUGAAAAAGUUGUUCUUGUUGGACAUAGCUUUGGAGGUUUGACUUUAGCUCUUGCAAUGGAUAAAUUCCCAGAAAAAAUUGAAAUUGGAGUUUUCAUAGCUGCUUUUGUUCCUGAUACCCAACACAAACCUUCAUAUGUCCUACAACAGUAUAUUGAGAGAUACCCAAUUAGUGGAUGGUUAGACGCCAAGAUUUCAUUUAGUGAAAGCAAAAUGUUGUUCCUUCCUGGCUCAAAGUUCUUAUCCACAAAAUUCUUUCAACUCUGCUCCACUGAUGAUUUAGAAUUGGUGAAGAGUUUAAUAAGGACAGGGUCAUUUUUUCUUGAGGAGUUGUCUGAGGGAGAAUUUCAACAAUGGAUGAUUCAUAAUGCUGCUGGAAUUGAUGUUGUUAAGGUCAUCAAUGGAGCUGAUCAUAUGGCUAUGCUUUCUAAACCUCAACAGCUUUUUUUAUUUCUCAUUGAGAUUGUUGGUAAACAAAUUAAUUUGGCUUCUUUGCAAUCCAAAUAUCCGCAAAAAGGCUUGUGCGUAUGCAAGUGUUACAUGAACAAGCUAUGUUACUGUCUAACAGAUUCUCUUCUGCUGCAAAAAUGCAGCAUCACAACCUCAUUGCAAGAGGCGCGUCAACUCCACGCUCUCCUAUUAACUACCCCCAACGCUUUUGUCUCCAAAUCUGCAUUUGUUUACAACAACGUCAUCUCCAUGUAUGCACGUUGUGGUUCACUCAAAGACGCUCAUCAAGUGUUCGACAAAAUGCCUCACAGAACACUUGUUUCUUACAAUGCACUUCUUGCAGCAUAUUCUCGAUUAUCACAAUAUUAUUCUAUUUAUGCCCUAAAUUUGUAUACCCAGAUGGAAUAUAAGGGUAUUAGGCCUUCCAGCAUGACUUUUACUAGCUUACUUCAAGCAUCUUCUUUGUAUGGAGAUUUGUGGAUUGGAUCAUUACUUCAUGCAAAGAGCUUGAAGUUUGGGUUUUUGAAUGAUAUUUGUGUUCAAACUUCUUUGCUUAAUAUGUACUCGAAUUGCUUGGAUUUGAAUUCUGCUGAAUUGGUGUUUUGGGAUAUGAAUAACAGAGACGAUGUUGCUUGGAAUUCUUUGAUUGUUGGAUAUUUGAAGAAUGAUAAGAUCAAGGAAGGUGUUUAUCUAUUUAUUGAAAUGAUUGGAGCUGGUUUUAAUCCAACCGAAUACACGUAUUGUAUGGUUUUGAAUGUUUGUAGUCGUCUGAAAGAUUAUCUUUCUGGGAAACUGAUUCAUGCUCAUGUGAUUCUUAGGAAUGUGUCACUGGAUUUACAUCUGCAAAAUGCGCUUGUUGACAUGUAUUGCAAUUUUGGUGAUACACAAACGGCGUAUAGGAUUUUUAGUAGGAUGGAAAACUGGGAUUUAGUUUCUUGGAAUUCUAUGAUUGCUGGAUAUUCUGAGAAUGGGGAUGGAGAGAAGGCAAUGAAUUUGUUCGUGCAGUUGAAGGGAUUGAAUUUUCCUAAACCAGAUGACUAUACUUACGCUGGCAUUGUAUCUGCAACCGGUGCAUUCCCGUGCUUCAAUUAUGGAAAACCUCUUCAUGCUCAGGUUAUUAAAGCAGGAUUUGAGACAAGUGUGUUUGUUGGAAGCACUCUAGUGUCAAUGUAUUUCAAAAAUCAGGAAACUGAAGCAGCUCAGUGUGUAUUUUAUUCAAUCGCGGGAAAGGAUGCUGUUCUGUGGACUGAAAUGAUCACUGGUUAUUCUAAAAUGGCUGACGGAAUGAGUGCAAUUAGAUGCUUUUCUGAAAUGCAUCAUGAAGCCCAUGAGAUUGACGAUUAUGUUCUAAGUGGAGUUUUGAGUGUCUGUGCGGACCUUGCAAUUUUAAGACAAGGUGAAAUGAUUCAAUGUUAUGUUUUGAAGUCGGGUUAUGAUGUUGAAAUGUCUGUUUCUGGGAGUCUAAUCGAUAUGUAUGCCAAAAAUGGUUGCCUUGAAGUUGCAUAUAUGGUGUUUUCUCAAGUUUCAAAUCCAGAUUUGAAGUGUUGGAACUCAAUGCUUGGAGGAUAUAGUCACCAUGGAAUGGUGGAUGAGGCAUUGAAACUUUUUAAUGAGAUUAUUGAACACGGUCUAGGUCCAGAUCAAGUAACAUUCUUGUCGCUAUUGUCUGCAUGCAGCCACAGUAAAUUGGUUGAGCAAGGAAGACUACUAUGGAGUUAUAUGAACAGCAUUGGUCUGGUUCCUGGGCCUAAGCACUACUCUUGCAUGGUAACUUUGUUGAGUCGCGCAGCAUUACUGGAAGAAGCGGAAGAAAUCAUCAAAAAAUCACCUUAUUUGGAAGACAAUGUUGAUUUAUGGAGAACUUUGCUAGGUGCUUGUGUUCUAAAUAAAAGUUUGAAAGUGGGAGUUCAUGCAGCAGAGGAAGUUUUGAGAUUGAAUGCAGAAGACGGUCCAACUCUUGUUUUGCUUUCUAAUCUUUAUGCUGCUGCAGGGAGAUGGGAUGAAGUUGCUGAAAUAAGAAGAAAUAUGAGGGGAUUGAUGAUGGAGAAAGAUCCUGGGUUAAGUUGGAUUGAGGCCAAGAAUGAUAUUCAUGUGUUCUCAUCUGGUGAUCAAUCACACCCUAAGGUUGAUCAGGUGCAGGCUGAAUUGCAUAGGCUUAAAGGAAAUAUGAUUAGAACAGAAAAUUACGACAGUGAGGCAUAAAAUGUAUGCUACAUAAGUUACACAAGCUAAGCUUAUGAUAUAGUGGAAUUUAACUAAAAAGUAAAUGUAUUAAAGGGAGUAAAGUUUUAGAGGUAAAAUAGAUAAUGAUUGAAAUCUAGGGAAUAGAGAUAUUAGGUUGUACUUUGUGGUUGUAAGAAGAGGGUUGAUUACUACUAUAUUGUGCAAAUGUCUUAGAUCAUGCCUCUAUUGAGGUUUAGCCAAACUCAAUGCAUCUCUUGUUUGGAAAAUUACAUUUUAUUUUUUGUAUUAUAUCGUUACACUAA
Molecule: messenger RNA, 3288 nt
Organism: Cicer arietinum (chickpea)
Lineage: Eukaryota; Viridiplantae; Streptophyta; Magnoliopsida; Fabales; Fabaceae
Product: pentatricopeptide repeat-containing protein At3g50420
Biological process (GO): RNA modification
Molecular function (GO): RNA binding; protein binding
Source: RefSeq, a predicted model, not a curated record